Molecule: messenger RNA, 1527 nt
Organism: Symbiodinium natans
Lineage: Eukaryota; Dinophyceae; Suessiales; Symbiodiniaceae
Source: the annotation of a GenBank genome assembly
AUGGCGCGGGCGAGGGGUGCUCUGGCUUGGCCUUCCGAUGGCCGCUUGGAGCCCGCGGAGACGGCGCUGCUGGCCAUCGACAUGCAAAUCGACUUCUGCGGCAAAGGGGGUUAUGUCGACAGCAUGGGCUACGACAUCUCGAUGACGCGGGCUCCGAUCGAGCCCCUGAAGGUGCUCUUCAAGGCGUUCCGGGACAAAGGCUUCCACAUCAUCCACACGCGCGAGGGCCACAAGCCUUCCCUUUCCGACUGCCCUGACAACAAGCGCUGGCGUUCCAGGCAGAUCGGAGCGGGGAUUGGCGAUCCGGGGCCCUGCGGCCGCGUCCUGGUGCGCGGCGAGCCCGGCUGGAACCUCAUCGAGGAGCUCCAGCCUGCAGAGGGCGAGGAGGUCCUGGACAAGCCCGGCAAGGGCUCCUUCGUGGCGACCGACCUGCAUCUGAUGCUCCGGAAGAAGAAAAUCAAGAAGCUGGUCCUAACCGGCAUCACCACUGACGUCUGUGUGAGCACCACCAUGCGUGAAGCAAACGACCUGGGAUACGAUUGCCUGCUGCUCUCGGACUGCACGGCUGCAACGGAUUAUGGCAACUAUCUGGCGACGCUGAAGACCACGCAGGCUUAUGGGGGUGCUUUCGGUUGCGUAGCUUCGACUGCGGACCUGCUGCGCGCCAUGGGCGUCGAUUGCCCCACAUCACUGGAGGCAAACAUUGAGGAGUUCGAAGUCGGCAGCGGCAUCAAGGUGCGCAUGCCGAGACCUCCGACUGGCCUUUGGAUGCCCAAGUCCAUUUCGGAUACCUUCGUGUCGCCGAAGGUGGCUGCGGCAAAGGGAGCCGUUGCCGCCGAUCCAUAUGCAUGGCCAUUCGACGGUGGCAUGCGCCCGGAGAAGACAGCGCUUGUAGCCAUCAACUUCCAGAAGGACUUUUUGGAACCAGAGGGAGGCCUGCCCAAAGCUGGCCAUGCGAUCGACUCCUCUGCUGCGGUGGUUGAGAAGUCUGGAAAGGUGCUGCAGCGCAUGCGCGCCACAGGCUUUCGCGUUGUCCACGUGAGGACGGGUUUCGCACCGAAUCUCGCGGACUGCCCGCAGCGCGGGCGGCGCUUUCCGGCCGGGGCGGAUGGCCCCUUGGGCCGGUGCCUCGUCCGGGGCGAGAAGGGCUGGGAGUUCCUUUCGCAGCUCUCGCCGCUCCCGGACGAGCCCGUGGUCGAGAAGUGUGGACAUGGAGCUUUCCAUCUGACCUCCUUGGAGCUGAGCCUUCACGCUAUGGGCGUUACGCACCUUGUGGUUAUGGGUGUGCCGACCGACAUCUGUGUCCACACCACCCUGCGCCAAGCGAAUGAUCGUGGCUUUGAGUGUCUGCUGCUGUCAGACUGCACUGGGACCACGGCAAGCGACACCCAUUUCUCCGCCCUAAAGCAAGUAAAGAUGCAGCAUGGCGUCUUUGGGGCUGUGGCGACCAGCGACGCAUUGCUCAGUGCAAUGUCUGAACUGGAGGACUCAGAGUCCGUGCCCGGCAAGCGCCUGAGAACUGGCUGA